Molecule: messenger RNA, 966 nt
Organism: Blepharisma stoltei
Lineage: Eukaryota; Ciliophora; Heterotrichea; Heterotrichida; Blepharismidae
Source: the annotation of a GenBank genome assembly
AUGAAGCUAGUCUAUAUGAUAUGGUUAAUUCUUGAAGCUUUCUUUGUUACAUCCUUAGAGCUUCCUCAUUUCUACCAUAAAACUGAAGAAAUUCAAAGAUAUAUUUCAUCACUUUCAUGCCCAGCCUUAAAAUUAAAAUCAUCAGACACAAUACACUCCUAUUAUAUUUCAGCCUCAACCCCUCACGCACUCAAGGUAUUUUUGCUAUUUGGCGAGCACCCUAGGGAAUUAAUAUCAACUGAGCUAGGCCUUGAAUUUAUAAAAGAAGCCUGCAACGGAUCACUUUCAUCUGUUCUCUCAGUUGCUGAAGUAAUGAUUGUGCUCAAUGCAAACCCAAAAGCAAGGAAAAAAGUGGAAAACGGAGACUUUUGUAUUAGAACUAAUGAUAAUGGAGUUGAUAUCAAUAGAAACUGAGGCUCUCACUGGGAAUCUAUUAACUGUAAUACGCAUCCUGAUACAUGCCCUGGAAAUAAAGCAUUCAGCGAAGCUGAGACUUUGGCGAUAAAAAAGCUGCUUGAAGACUUCGACCCAGAUCUUUUUAUUUCAAUACAUUCAGGAAAAAAGGCACUUUUCAUGCCAUAUGCUUAUAAAAAAUCCUCUGGAAAUCGAUAUCAUGAAAAAAUGCUUGAUGUACUCAAUCAAGUAAAUACAAAGCAUUGCCACUGUGCAGUAGGCCCAGCAGCUGAAAUUCUUGACUAUGUAUGUCCAGGAAAUUGCAUGGACUAUGCAUAUGAUCGCACAAAAGUCCCUUUUUCUUUUGCUUUUGAAAUUUAUGAGCAAACUUCUGCAUUUAAGAGUUUUCUUCAAAAGCCUUAUUCGUGUUUUAUACAAACGACUCAGCAUAUGAGCAACUCAGAGUGCUUUUAUUUUUUCAAUCCUAAGAGUGAGGAUGAUUAUAAGUACACAUUAGAUACUUGGAUGGGAAUUUUGAAAGAUACAAUUUUACUUGUUGCUGAUGAAAUUUAG